Molecule: messenger RNA, 778 nt
Organism: Nicotiana tabacum (common tobacco)
Lineage: Eukaryota; Viridiplantae; Streptophyta; Magnoliopsida; Solanales; Solanaceae
Source: RefSeq, a predicted model, not a curated record
AUGAGUAAGGCAUGGAAGCACUCAGAUUUCUUGUGCAAGAAUUACAUUCUUAGCGGACUGGAAGAUGAUCUUUGCAACGUCUAUAGUAAUGCAGAAACUUCUAAAGAACUAUGGGAUGCGUUGGAAAAGAAGUAUAAAACUGAGGAUGGCGGUUCGAAGAAAUUUGUUGCAGCCAAAUUUUUGGACUACAAGAUGGUAGACAGCAAGCCUGUCAUUACCCAAGUUCAAGAGUUGCAAGUUAUUAUCCAUGAUCUCCUUACUGAAGGUUUGGUCAUCAAUGAGGCAUUACAAGUUGCAGCAAUGAUUGAGAAAUUGCCUCUUUUAUGGAGGGACUUUAAGAACUACUCGAAACACAUGCGCAAGGAGAUAAAACUUGAAGAUCUCAUUGUUCGAUUGAGGAUCAAAGAGGAAAAUAAAGCUGCAGAAAAGAAGACAUGUGGGAACUCAACAAUUAUGGGAGCAAAUAUUGUUGAGACUGUUCCAACUAAUCCGAAAAAAGGAAGAAGUCUUUUGGAUCAAACAACUAUCCUAGCAAGAAGAAAUUCAAGGGAAACUGCCACAACUGUGGAAAGAGAAGCAUUUGCUUCAUAUGCUCCCGCUGGACCCGACGAGACCACUUUUAUGGGAAAUUUUGCAACGACCAAAAUUGAAAGUUAUGGAAAAAUAUUCUUGAAGAUGAUGUCUGGCAAGGUGGUGACUCUGAACAAUAUUUGUCAUGUUCCUGAAAUAAGGAAGAACUUAGUUUCUAUUUCACUUCUCGUCAAGAACAAGUUUAAAU